GCAAAGAUGGAAUGGAUUUAAGAUUUUUCACUACAACAUGUACAAUAUUUUCCAGGAAACUGAUCACACUGGGGAAAUUUUAAGCCAGAUUGUGUUUUCUGGAAACAAUGAUAGUAUCUAAAAGAAAUGUGUUCCUUCAGAAAUCUGAGAGACAUCGUAGUAAACGAUGGAAGAACUGAAUAGGACCAAGUUGGUGCCUUGGAAAAGAUGCAAUUUUUGCCCCAGUUCAACUUCAAGCAGUUCCCAGUUGUUUAAAUCUCCCAGGGAGUUUGCUCAGCAUCUUCGAGACUUUCACUGCUCUAAAGAAGGUGGUUCGUUUGUGUGUCGCUACGGGGCGAAUAGAGUGUGCCCAUCACUGCCUGUCGAGGGAGUGAGUGACCGUGAUUACGAGGACCAUGUUGCGAGAGAUCAUGUAUCGGCUUUUUCGGCAAUGUCAACGGAUGGCGUGACAACGACGACGGGUAGUACUAGUCAAACUGACAAGAGCGGUAGGAGUUCUCCAGAGAAUGUGCCUGUCUCUCAGCCCUCCGUUGUGGAGGAUCAGCACAAAUGGACAAUAUAUCAUUCCAGAGUUAACUUGCCUGCUGCACUCAAUGACCCCAGGUUGGCUAAGAGAGAAACAGACAUUUUCACAAAAACCUGGGGUGACUCAUUUGAAAGAGUGAAAAUAUUACCUAGCCCUUACCUGCCUGAAGUAAACCGAGGAACCUUUGAGAGAUAUAUACAGAAAACAUCAGGAAGAUACAAGAAGCAUCUGAAGAAUGCCGUCAGUGCAGACCCACAAAGUGCUAACCAAAAAGAUUCCCUACCGACUAAAGCAUUCCCUGCUUUACUCCACCAUAAACAGUUAGAUAAAUCAUGUGAUGACUUGGAUCAGGUGCCAAAGCUUUUUCUUCAACCAAAUUUCUCUCUUGAGAAUGUGGAGACAUUCAAUGCAGUAUUUCCAUGGACUCAAGUUGAAACCUCUAAACCUGCUCAACAGGGAAACAAGAGACAGUCCUCAAAGUUACUUCAAGAAAAACUUAGUCAUUAUUUGGAUAUUGUAGAAGUGCAGAUAGCUCGCCAGGUCUCUUGUAAAUCUGAAGCGUUCUUCCAUGCUAUGACUUCACAUGAUGACCUCAAUAAUCAUAUGCUCCAGACGUGUGCUGCUAUAAAGCACCUCAGGGACAAAAUCCAUGCUUUAGACUCAAUACUUGUGGAGGGAUCGUUAAAAGUCAUGAAGAUUGCAAGAAUGAGGUCUAACGCUGCCAAAUUUUACAAUAAGCUCAAACUCAUGGCAACUGUUCAUCAAACGCAGCCAACCAUUCAACUGCUGUUGUCAACCAGUGAGUUUGUUGGCGCCUUAGACUUGAUCUCCACAACUCAAGAAGUCUUGACCCUGGAGUUGGCCGGAGUUACUUGCUUUAGGCAUCUCGGUCCCCAACUUGCGGAGAUGGAGAAGGUCAUAGACAAGAUGAUGCAGGCAGACUUUGCAGGCAAUGCUUCCAAAGAACUCAACCGAGACCUGGCAGAAGGUGCUGAAAUCAUGGAAGAGGAUCGCUUGGUCUCGAUUCUGUUUGGUCUUCUCAGGCAGCGGAAGUUUUACUUUGUGGAUUCAUACAGAGAAGAGGCAUGCACUGCCGCUAAAGCUGUGAUAAAACAGACUGUAAUAGAGGCAGUCUCAGUGGCAGACGACAUUGACACAGAUUCCAAUGUGGGAAGCUUAGCGGAUCAAAUGAGAUUGCUUAACUUCCCCCAGUGGAUGGAAAUGUUGACCAAAGUAUUUGAAAAUGUGGUCAUAUUACUCAAACGGGUAAAGGCAUUCCAGGAUGUCACGCUGGAUGUGCUCAAUAUUGCUGCCGGGAAAUCCAAAACCACAGGGUCUAGUCAAGAUACAGAUGCCGAAACCACGCACAUACACCAUUUGUCUGUAGAUAACGACAUGGAUGAGAUGAUCUCCGUGUACGAGCACACCAGAGUGAGCAACGCUAUGAAAGAUAUGAUCGGUCAAGUAUGUGACCAUGCUCAUGACCGAUGUGUCAAAUUGCUCAUGGCCAGAGCAAAGGACAAUUUUCUUGAAAGACUCAGCUCAAGUGAAUUUGUCACAUUGUCUCGUGCAGUUGAAGCGUUUGUAUGCGACUGUGAAAAGUUCUGUGGGCGAAGAAGCACGUCGUUACGUGGAAGUUUACAGAGCCAAGCCAAUAGAUUUGUGACGAGAUUCCAUGAGGAGAGGAAAAAUAAGUUAAGCCUGAUCCUUGACAGUGAACGUUGGAAACAGGCGGAUGUGCCAUAUGAAUUCCAGGAACUAGUCGACCACAUUGCCGACACCGGUAAACUUGAACUGCCCGAGAAACGCAACGACUCCGAUAAGAAGCCAGCAGAGGUUCUCAAAGUCAGAGAAGAACAAUAUGCUGUUGUAGGAACUGUCCUGCUGCUGCUGAAGAUGGUUGUUGAAUACUGUCAAUGCGUGGAUGACAUCCCUGCAGCUGCUCCAGAUAUUCUGACACGACUUAUUGAAUUACUCAAGAUGUUCAAUUCCCGAACGUGUCAGUUGGUGCUCGGAGCCGGUGCUGUACAGCUUGUAGGAUUAAGAACCAUAUCAACGAAAAAUCUUGCACUUGCAUCCCGGUGUCUGCAGUUGGUCAUCCAUCACAUUCCACUAGUCAAAAACCAUUUUGAAGAACGUCUGCUUGGAAAGCAACAGAACAUGAUGAAAUAUUUCGACCAAAUUUUAAAAGAUUACAAAGAUCACAUCCAAGAAGUUUCUAAUAAAAUUGUCACAAUUAUGUCCAACAUUCUGGAGGCCCAUCUGUCCAAGUGGGAGGUGAAGGCUCCUGUGCCAUCGCAGUGUUUCCGUACGAUGUCCAAACAGAUGAAAAAAAUGCAUGAAAACAUAUCGGAUGUGAUGCCAGAGUCUGAAAUAAGGGCAUUGUUUCUUCGUAUCAAUCAAGCAUUUGUGAGAAAUGCCAAAAACCAGUUGAAGAAGCUCAACAUAGCCAAUGAUGCAGGCCCUCAGCAUGGACUUGUGACUGGAGAGCUUGCCUUUUAUAUCGAGAGUUUCAAAGGAGUGCCAGGGAUGGAGGACCUGAAUGAGACACUCAUUGACAACAUCUGGAAUAAAAGAUGACAGCAUAAUUAAACGUGCCGUUUAUAUUACUAGUCAUUCAUAAAUACCAAUGAUAUUCAGGUGGCAUAUAUUUGGAGCAAGUUUUUGACACCUGUAUGAAUGGCUCUGCCCUUCCUUCAACCAGUAGUAGGCCUGCUGGUACAUGUGUUAUGAAAAAUCCUGAAAACUUUGAGAUUACUCAAUAGCUGAAAAAUCUCCAAAGUUUGUGGUGCUAAUGGAAGUUUAUCUCAUGUGCUUCAACCAGUUACGAAGCACAGAAAAAUGCAGGCCGUCUGCACCUCCCUCUAUUGAGAAUUUGACUAUGAGCAAAUCCCAAUUUUAAGUACCUAUUGUAAAUUCUUCAAACACCUGUCCCAAUAUAUGCCAUUGCUUUGCUCCAUUCCAAGCUGUGAUUUCGAUCUGUAACUAUAUCUAUUGAUUUACAUACUUGUAUUGCAUUUGAACUUGUCCAGUCCUAUGUCUGUGCAGUCCUGUAUUUGUCGAUUUGUUUGUUAUCUUGCUCCAGUCCCGGUUUUGUUGCUUGGCAAUGGAAGUAAAGGAGGAGUGUCUCUAAAUAAUGCCGGUCGGCACUAGUGAAGUUAACUACAUUUACAUGUACAUGUAUAUCAGAAAAUGAAGAUGAGCUGCCUAUUAACAUUUUGUGUGCAAAUUCUGGAGGUCCUGUUCUUUUCAUGUUAACGAGUCUUUGUUGUUAAGCAGUUCUUAGGUGUCAUGAUUAAUGUUGCAAGAAUACAUUUGACUAUUAUUCUCGCUGAUUGCAAUCUAAUGAUUCAUUUUUACUUACUCGCAAUUAUGGCCACAGACCUGCCUACAUUGUCCUUGUUAUGAGUUGGACAGUAUUUGUGGUGAAUUCCAAUCAUGGGACGACCAUACCACUGAGUCAUUUGUGCUGGAAAUGCAUUUUUUGGUCUUGCUCUGUUCUGACAAUGCCGUUGAAUGCGACACUUCUUUCAAAUUCUUUAAAUUUUGAAAAUGUGUAUAUUGUCUGCCUUGAACGGAUUCUGUUCUGUACAACAAAUUUUCGGAUGAUUAUGACCAUUGGCUUCAUUUUAUGAAAAAUAUUCUAAAAUUGUAAUGAAGCAUUCAGAUCUCCUGAUGCUUCAAGAUUUGUAAAUUUGUAAGGAUGUGUAUAUUUCGAGCUGUUGUGAGUUUUCAAGAUUCACCAAGAAGAUUUGUACUAAUUUUUUACUUUGUAAUCAAUUUAAACCAAAAAUUUACUCAGUCAAGCUUUCAGACCGGAGAAAAUCAUCUCGUGGAUCUGAUAUCUCGAAUCCCCCCCAAUUGGUUAAGUGAGCCAGCAAGUGACACUGCAUUUCUGACUCUGCCACAUUUCUGAGCCACUGUCACAUGCUUCAACAAGGCAAUGACACAGAAGGAAUGUGUUCUAGAACGCAAAAUGGCCGUAAGAUGUGUGAGAGAUCCUACUUCAUUAUGUUAUGGAUCUCUCAAGAUGCGAUUGUGCCGUUCCUGACCUGACUUGAGAGAUGGGUAAUAAAGCUCUGUUCUGAUAGAUACUUCUCAGAGUGAGUACAUGUAAAUUAUGUUUGUAUUGACUGAGUGCAAAAAAAGUGAAUUUGUGAAAAUCAUGUAAAUUAUUAAAUAUGUGAAAUUUUUGUUGUGAUGUUGAUAAGGGCAUGGUUAAGCGCCACUGUUUAAAGACAUUGGAGACUUAACACGAGAUGUAAAUAAAGCAUUCUAUUAUGAAAAA
Molecule: messenger RNA, 4814 nt
Organism: Lineus longissimus
Lineage: Eukaryota; Metazoa; Nemertea; Pilidiophora; Heteronemertea; Lineidae
Product: vacuolar protein sorting-associated protein 54-like
Exons: 21
Coding region: 167-3106 (979 amino acids)
Biological process (GO): retrograde transport, endosome to Golgi; Golgi to vacuole transport
Cellular component (GO): GARP complex
Molecular function (GO): syntaxin binding
Source: RefSeq, a predicted model, not a curated record